Molecule: messenger RNA, 693 nt
Organism: Penicillium vulpinum
Lineage: Eukaryota; Fungi; Ascomycota; Eurotiomycetes; Eurotiales; Aspergillaceae
Exons: 4
Coding region: 1-693 (230 amino acids)
Source: RefSeq, a predicted model, not a curated record
AUGCGCUUCAUCUUACCUUUCCUCGCCGCUGCCAGCCUUGCCAGCGCCGGUCUGCUAGAGACUGUUGCCAAGAGAGAUGACUACUGGGGUGGCAGCGUCUCGCUUGGUCCCUCCAAGUCGACCAUCAUCAACGCUGUUACAACGCUGAUCCCCGGAGCUGCACCACCAACUCAGAACGGCGUGCUAUUCCUCUGGCCUGGUAUGUCCAACGGAACCGGCGACCUAGUCCAAACCACUCUUGAAAGCUGGCCUAGCAACUCGUGGUGUGGAGCAGCCACUGGCCAGUGGUGUGUGCGUGCCAGCGUCUUCGGCAGCUUUGGUCAGCUCGACGGCACUGGAUCACCCGUGAGUGGAACCGACCAGGUGCGGAUUGAGUACAAUCUCGAGUCCGAUGGACAGACCUGGAAGCAGACUGUCACAAAUGGUCAGACUGGCGCGCUGCUUUCAACUUACUCUCAUGCCUCUGGACCUUACAUGCGAGGAUAUGGCACCGGAACUGAGUGUAACGACAACUGCUCGGGAACUAUCGCUGCGCAGAAAUACUUGAACACGGUUAUUACUCUCGCCUCGGCUGAUACUACCUUCGGCUCGACGAUUGCCAGCGCGGGUGGUGCUACUUAUACCGGACUUUCGUCCAGUCAGAGUGGAAAGGUGUGGACCAUUACGCAGAUUGACAUUCCGUCGAUGCAUUGA